GAUCGUGUGUUUUACGAAGAUGUCUCCACUCUGGAUUGUGUUAUUUCUUCACAUUUUUCCAGCCCACGCUGAGGAUUUUAACCGAACGUCAUUUGUCUCAGUGAAGUCUGGAGAACGUGUGACUCUGAACUGCACGUUUCGAGACAAACACAGUAAAGAACUUAUGGUUUGGUACAAGCAACAAUUUGGUCAGAUGCCUGAGGAAGUGGGGAAAACAACAGCACUGAAAGACACCCAAACUUCACCUGAGUUCAGCUCAAGAUUUAAAGUAGAUGAGAUCAUGAAUGGAAUUUCUUUAACAAUUCUACAAACAAAGAAACCUGAUGAAGGAUUGUAUUUCUGUGGCAUAUACAUAUGGGGAUAUUUUGAAUUUUCCAGUGGAACAUUUGUAGCUGUGACAGAUGACAGAGAUGUAAAAGUGAGUGUGAGGCAGAGCGGCGUGUUGGACUCGGUUCCUGCAGGAGCCUCAGUGACUCUGCAGUGCUCGGUUCUCUCUGAGAGCAGAGCAGCAGAACUCCAAGUGCUCUGGUUCAGAGCUGCUCCACCACAAUCCCAUCCUCAAAUCAUUUACACUCAUCACAACAGCAGCCAUCAGUGUAAGAGCGACUCUUCUACACACACCUGUGUGUACAACUUCUCCAAGAACAUCCUCAGCCUCAAUGAUACUGGAACUUACUACUGCGCUGUGCUCCUGUGUGGGAAGAUCAUUUUCGGGAACGGGACACCGGUACAGAUGGAUGUGAAGACUCUCACAGAGGGAUCUGAUGCUGUAGUGAUCUGUCUUGCUGUAAUGUUGACAGUGUCUGUGAUAAUAAAUUCUGCUCAAGCUGUUUCAUGCUGUAAAAAACAACGUACAGUAAAACGUCUACAAGCUGCAUCGAAAGAGCAAACACAAAAACAGGGCCGUGAUGCUGCGGAGCUGAAUUACGCUGGACUGAGUUUCACCGGGAGGAAAACUAAAAGUGGAAGAAUAAAAAGAGGACAAGACCAAGAUACGGUUUAUUCUGAAAUUAUAAAUAGAUAACUGUUAAUAGUAACGUUGUUAUUAUUGUUAUUAUAAACCAAGGUGGAGAAAUUCUAAACUUUAUGUUGAGUAAGAAUUUUAUUAUAAUUUGUUAAACUCCGCAUUGUGAAUGAUGCUGAAUGUUUUUUUUUCCAUAUGUGCAGUUAUAAAGUGAAAGAAAUGGUGUGGUCUGUUUAUUUAUGAGCGAGGGC
This is a messenger RNA of Tachysurus vachellii, 1215 nucleotides long. RefSeq lists its product as uncharacterized. The transcript is spliced from 5 exons. The record is from RefSeq and is a predicted model, not a curated record. NCBI's taxonomy places the organism in Eukaryota, Metazoa, Chordata, Actinopteri, Siluriformes, Bagridae. Gene Ontology annotation, biological process: response to bacterium. The coding region runs from base 20 to 1024 and encodes 334 amino acids.